Talpa occidentalis (Iberian mole) is the source of this 4123-nucleotide messenger RNA. RefSeq names its product neuronal tyrosine phosphorylated phosphoinositide-3-kinase adaptor 1 (gene NYAP1). Gene Ontology annotation, biological process: phosphatidylinositol 3-kinase/protein kinase B signal transduction; neuron projection morphogenesis. The record is from RefSeq and is a predicted model, not a curated record. Lineage: Eukaryota; Metazoa; Chordata; Mammalia; Eulipotyphla; Talpidae.
GGGGAGGGGUGGCCGGGAACCUGGGGCCCUUGGAUGGAGAGGGGAUGAAGCAGGCCAGUUUGGGAAGAAACAGGGACGGGAGAGGACGGCAGUGAGGAGGGGCGCCUGGGAGGAGAGGUGAGACCGAAGGCGCAAAGGAGAGUGUUUUUGGGGAAAGGGAAACCAGGGCAGGUGCGGAGGCCGCAGCUCAGGAGGUAGCUAUGGGGCUAGACUGGAGACCCCCGGGUGGGACUGAGGGGCGGAGACUGGAAAAGGGAAGCCGGGAGCCUCCCAGAUCCUGGAGGAGGAAGGUGAUUUGGGCAAUAAGUGAGGGAAGUGGAUGUCUCCCUCCAUCGCUGAGGGUCCAGGGAGCAGGAAUAGGGGUGGACACAGGCCCAGCCCAGGCAAACUGGAAGUGGGGGACGGCAGGGAGCAGGGAUAGAUGGGUGGGUGGUAUUUUAGAUCCCCAAGGCAGAAGGCUCCCAUCCUUUAUCCAGCAUCUCCACCCUGCCCUCAUGACAACCCCCCCCAUCCCAGUCUCAGGGCCCAAGAGAGGGUGGGAGUCUGACUGUCUCCCCCUUCCCCAGUGGGGUGCAAUGCACUACGCAAGUAGGCCCUGGCAUAACUCCUUGUCUGUAGGUAUGUCCAGUUCUGUGUAGCUGAUUUGUGUGUGUCUGGAGGUCUGUGUGUGCUGUGGGUGUGUCGGUGGGUGUUUAUGUCUGUGUGUGCCUGCCUCUUCCUAGGUUGUGUUUACCUAUGCCUGUCUGUGUGUCUGGUCCUCUGUUUGUAGCUGUGGGUCUGCGGCCGGGUGGUUUGUGUCUGAUGUGUGUUUGUGUGAGUACUGGAUUCGUGGGGCCUGUCUGUGUGCUGGGUCUGGAUGUAUUUACAGGAUGGGAAUCUGUGUUGAUAUGCUCUCUCCCAAGUGUGUAUUUGUGGCUCUGAACACCUUUGUCAGGGUGUGUGACUCUGUGUACAUAUGUCCAUCUAUGGCUGUCUGUCUGUGGGUCCUACAGGCAGUGUGGGGUUUUUCUGUUCCUCCAUCUGUUUUCCUCUCUCUGAGGACCCAAGUCACAUCUCUGCUCCUCUCUCUCUCUCUGUCUGUCUGUCUGUCUGUCUCUCUCUCUCAUUCAUUCCUGGCCCCCACCCACCCCACAUCUUUCUUUUUUUCCCAUCCCAUCCCUCCCCACCAAGUGGAUCCGGGACCCAGGGAGGGCCGCCCCCCGGGCCUGGUGGCGCUGAGUAGAGCCCCCCAGCCCCCACCUCCUGCCCCACGACAUGAACCUCCUCUACCGGAAAACCAAGCUGGAGUGGAGGCAGCACAAGGAGGAGGAGGCCAAGAGGAGCUCCAGUAAGGAGGUGUCUCCCACAGGCCCGGCAGGGCCCGGGGCUGGCCCAGGGCCUGGGGUCCGCGUGAGGGACAUUGCCUCGCUGCGCCGCUCCCUCAGGAUGGGCUUCAUGACAAUGCCUGCCUCCCAGGAGCACACCCCCCACCCCUGCCGCAGUGCCAUGGCCCCACGCUCCCUCUCCUGCCACUCAGUGGGCAGCAUGGACAGUGUGGGGGGUGGGCCUGGGGUGGGCAGUGGUGGUCUCACAGAGGACAGCAGCACCCGAAGACCCCCAGCCAAGCCUCGGAGACACCCCAGCACCAAGCUCAGCAUGGCUGGGUCAGGAGCAGAGACACCCCCCAGCAAGAAAGCAGGCUCACAGAAACCAACCCCAGAGGGCCGUGAGUCCAGCCGAAAGGUUCCUCCACAGAAGCCCAGACGAAGCCCUAACACUCAGCUCUCUGUCUCCUUCGAUGAGUCUUGCCCCUCAGCCCCCUCUCCUCGAGGGGGUAACCUGCCCCUUCAGCGCCUCAGUAGGGGGUCCUGUGUAGCUGGGGACCCUGAGGUGGGUGCCCAGGAAGAAGAGCCCGUGUACAUUGAGAUGGUGGGCGAUGUCUUCAGGGGAGGAGGGCGAAGUGGAGGGGCCCUCACUGCGCCCCCUCUUGGGGGUGGGGGCCCAACCCCUCCAGCUGGCGCUGACUCGGACUCAGAAGAGAGUGAGGCCAUAUACGAGGAGAUGAAGUACCCGCUGCCUGAGGAGACCGGGGAAGGCCGGACCAACGGGGUCCCAGCUCUGAUGGCGGCAGCCUCCAUACACCAGCCUCAUGCCCUUCAGCCCCAUGCCCACCGCCGGCCAGCUUCGGCCCUCCCCAGCCGGAGGGACGGGACGCCCACCAAGACCACUCCUUGUGACAUUCCCCCGCCCUUCCCCAACCUCCUUCAGCACCGUCCUCCGCUCCUGGCCUUCCCCCAAGCCAAAUCUGCUUCCCGAACCCCUGGCGAUGGGGUUUCGAGGUUACCAGUCCUCUGUCACUCCAAGGAGCCAACCAGCUCCUCUACCCCAGCUCCCCAAGUGCCUGUCCGGGAGCGGGAGACGCCUCCCCCACCGCCUCCGCCUCCUGCUGCCAACCUGCUGCUGCUGGGACCCUCGGGCCGGGCCCGGAGCCACUCAACACCGUUGCCACCCCAGGGCUCUGGCCAGCCGGGGGAGCGGGAACUCCCCAACUCCCACAGCAUGAUCUGCCCCAAGGCGGCAGGGGCGCCGGCAGCCCCUCCUGCCCCAGCCGCCUUGCUCCCCGGCCCCCCCAGGGACAAGGCUGUGUCUUACACCAUGGUGUACUCAGCAGUCAAGGUGACCACUCACUCCGUCCUGCCAGUUGGUCCACCCUUGGGUGCUGGGGAGCCAAAGACGGAGAAAGAGAUCUCAGUCCUCCAUGGGAUGCUGUGCACCAGCUCAAGGCCCCCUGCGCCUGGGAAAUCCAGCCCCCACAGCGGGGUUGUGGGCACAGCAGCUGGAGUCCUCCACCACCGAGGCUGCCUGGCCUCCCCCCACAGCCUUCCGGACCCAACUACAGGCCCCCUGACCCCCCUCUGGACAUACCCAGCUGCUGCAGCUGGGCUCAAGAGACCCCCUGCCUAUGAGAGCCUCAAGGCUGGGGGGGUGCUGAACAAGGGCUGUGGAAUGGGGGCCCCAUCCCCCAUGGUCAAGAUCCAGCUUCAGGAGCAAGGGACUGAUGGGGGUGCCUUUGCCAGCAUCUCCUGCGCCCAUGUCAUCACCAGUACAGGGACACCAGAGGAAGAAGAGGAGAUGGGUGCCACAGCAUUUGGGGCAGGCUGGGCUCUGCAGAGGAAAGUCCUGUACGGAGGGAGGAAGGCAAAGGAGCUGGACAAAGUCGACGAUGGUGCCCGGGCCUGGAACGGCAGUGCCGAGGGUCCAGGCAAAGUGGAGCGUGAGGACAGGGGCCCCAUGGCAUCAGGGAUCCCAGUGAGGAGCCAGGGAGCUGAGGGCCUGCUGGCCAGGAUCCACCACGGAGGGGACCGAGGAGGGAGCCGCACGGCACUGCCUGUACCCUGCCAGACCUUCCCUGCCUGCCACCGCAACGGAGACUUCACUGGAGGCUACCGCCUGGGGCGCUCAGCCUCCACUUCUGGAGUCCGGCAGGCCGCGCUCCACACACCCCGGCCCUGCAGCCAGCCUAGGGACACCCCGAGCCAGACCCACCCUGCACUGCCGCCACCGCUGCCCCUGCCGCCCCAGCCGGCCCGCGAGCGCGAUGGCAAGCUGCUGGAGGUGAUCGAGCGCAAGCGCUGCGUGUGCAAGGAGAUCAAGGCGCGCCACCGCCCCGACCGGGGCCUCUGCAAGCAGGAGAGCAUGCCCAUCCUCCCCAGCUGGCGGCGAGGGCCCGAGCCCCGCAAGUCCGGCACCCCGCCCUGCCGCCGGCAGCACACCGUCCUCUGGGACACUGCCAUCUGAGGAGGGCGGGAGGCCGGGCGCCGGGACGGGAGCGGAGCGGGGCGGGCCAUGCCCGGCUGGAGACUUGCCUUGAAAGAGGGACACUUGAAAGGACCAGGCGGGAGAGAGCCAGGGAGAACCCCUGCCCUCUACCCUAACCCCAGAGACGAGGAGUCUGCCAGGCCCAUCGGGUUUGGGGCACCAGCAGCACCCCCAGACAUUUGCAGGGGGAGGGUUUGCUUGUGGUUGGAGGUGAGGCCCUUCUCUGCUCUCCACGCAGAGCCUGGUUGACCCUUCCUCUCGGAAGGGCAAAGGCCAAGCCGGAGGUGAGCAGCAUGGGGGAGGAGGAGAGGGUUAGGGUGGAAGA